UUCUUUUAACACUUUCUCCAUCUUUAUAUGUGGCUGUCUUAACUCUGUCCUAAUCCGCGAUCAGUCAGCAUUUCUACAACUGCAAUGGCGAAAUUUGAUAUUCCAGAGAUGAGAGAAUACAAAAGAGAGUAUCCACCAGAGCACUUCAUCGUGGAAAUAAAGCCAUACUCCUUGCUAUCAAACACCAAAGCAGAAAAGUACGAGUCUGGUGUCUUUGAUGCUGGUGGUUACAGAUGGAGGCUAUCAUUUUACCCAAAGUAUGAAACAACAAGUAAGAAGGGUUACAUCUCCCUCUUCUUGGUAUUAAUAGGGAGUGUGUCCGGGAAGCAGUCGCCGGCCGAAGUUUAUGCCACUUUUAGAUUUGGUGCUUAUUCUAGUUCUGUUUAUAGAGUUGGAGAUUCUGACGGGUGGACUUGA
This is a messenger RNA of Prunus dulcis (almond), 417 nucleotides long. RefSeq lists its product as uncharacterized. The transcript is spliced from 4 exons. The coding region runs from base 85 to 417 and encodes 110 amino acids. Gene Ontology annotation, molecular function: protein binding. The record is from RefSeq and is a predicted model, not a curated record. NCBI's taxonomy places the organism in Eukaryota, Viridiplantae, Streptophyta, Magnoliopsida, Rosales, Rosaceae.